Messenger RNA from Suncus etruscus (white-toothed pygmy shrew), 2085 nucleotides. RefSeq names its product solute carrier family 39 member 7 (gene SLC39A7). Gene Ontology annotation, cellular component: membrane. Gene Ontology annotation, molecular function: zinc ion transmembrane transporter activity. The record is from RefSeq and is a predicted model, not a curated record. The coding region runs from base 135 to 1481 and encodes 448 amino acids. The transcript is spliced from 8 exons. Gene Ontology annotation, biological process: intracellular zinc ion homeostasis; zinc ion transmembrane transport. Lineage: Eukaryota; Metazoa; Chordata; Mammalia; Eulipotyphla; Soricidae.
GCGCCGCCAUCUUGGUAAAGGGAGAGGCGAGACGGAGAACGGACGGGAUUUCCUCUUCUCGCGGGAGCUUGGAGGCGUGGACUGACUGCCACGUCCGUGCAAACCGGGAAAGAAGCGGAUCCCGGAGCCGCGUGAUGGCCAGAGGCCUGGGGCCACCCCACAGGCUGGCCCUGGGGCUGCUGACCUGGGCGGCCUUAGGGCUGCUAGUGGCUGGACAUGGGGGUCAUGGAGACCCGCACGAGCAUCUGCACGAGGACUUCCAUGGCCAUGGCCACGGCCACAGUCACUCACAUGAAGACUUCCACCAUGGACACAGCCAUGCCCAUGGCCACGGCCACACUCACGAGAGCAUCUGGCACGGGCAUUCCCACGGUCACCACCAUGGACAUUCACAUGAGGAUUUGCACCAUGGUCAUAGCCAUGAGCACAGCCAUCAUGGGGAGUCUGGGGCGCCAGGCAUCAAGCAGAACAUGGACACGGUCACUCUCUGGGCCUAUGCACUGGGUGCCACAGUGCUGAUCUCUGCAGCUCCAUUUUUUGUCCUCUUUCUUAUACCUGUGGAAUCAAAUUCCCCCAGGCACCGCUCUCUGCUCCAGAUCUUGCUUAGUUUUGCCUCAGGUGGGCUCCUGGGAGAUGCUUUCCUGCACCUCAUCCCUCAUGCUCUGGAACCUCAUUCUCAUCGCCCUCCAGAACAGCCUGGCGGACAUGGACACUCCCACAGUGGCCAGGGUCCCAUUCUGUCAGUGGGACUCUGGGUGCUGGGUGGAAUUGUCGCCUUUCUGGUGGUGGAGAAAUUUGUAAGACAUGUGAAAGGAGGACAUGGACAUUCUCAUGGUCACACCCAUGGAAGUAAUGGACAUGGAAGACACGAGCAUCCUUCAAAGGAGAAGCAGAGUUCGGAGGAGGAAGAAAAGGAAGGAGGGGGAUCACGAAAAAGAAAAGGAGGUCGCACAGCACCUAAAGAUGGGUCUGUGAAAGCUCAGAAUUCUGAAGAGAAGAAAAGAGGUUCAGAUCUCCGAGUAUCGGGGUACCUGAAUCUGGCUGCUGACCUGGCACAUAACUUCACAGACGGUCUGGCCAUUGGCGCUUCAUUUCGAGGGGGUCGGGGACUGGGGAUACUAACUACAAUGACUGUCCUGCUACAUGAAGUUCCCCAUGAAGUUGGGGACUUUGCCAUCUUGGUCCAGUCUGGCUGUAGCAAAAAGCAGGCGAUGCGUCUACAACUCCUGACGGCAAUAGGGGCCCUGGCAGGCACAGCCUGUGCCCUCCUAACUGAAGGUGGAGCAGUGGGCAGUGAAGUUGCAGGUGGUGCAGGUCCUGGCUGGGUCCUGCCGUUUACGGCAGGUGGUUUUAUCUACGUGGCAACCGUGUCUGUGUUGCCUGAGCUGUUGAGGGAGGCAUCUCCCUUGCAGUCUCUUCUGGAAGUGCUAGGGCUCCUGGGGGGAGUCGCCAUGAUGGUGUUGAUCGCCCAUCUGGAGUGAGAGGUGGGAUAAACUACCCCCUACCCCAAUCCCAAACAGCUAGCCUCUUAAGUCCUCCAGGCCAGGGUUGUGUGGAGGCUGGAGGCCAGAGGCCCUGGAUAACUGUCAAGGAAGCAGCAUUGACUUUGCCAUGCUGGUCAUGAAGGUUUGGCUUCUUACAUAUAGAGGUGAGAGUGAAAAAGCCAGAGGGACCAGAGAGUGAGUGAGUGAGUAAGAGAGAGUGUGUGUGUCUACCAUGUUAUUGGGUUGGGCAGCUAAAUGGAGGCCUUGAAGCUGCUCUGGAGAGGGGGGCCCUAGCAGCCUACUCCAGUCCCCUACCCCAUUAGUUGUUCAAGGACACAGCUGCCACUCACAGGCAUCUCCAAGCCCUGCCUCCCUCUCCCCCAGAGGAGGUUCAGGGAAGACCAGAGCCUUGCAAAGUGUGGUAGUAGGAGGGAUAUCCAUCAAUCGUGUGGCCUGAUUUGAAAGUGAUUAGGGAUGGGGGGGUUGUGGGGUUGCUAAUCUUAUGACCUGAUUUUUUGUUGUUGUUGUUUUGUUUCUAUUCUUUUUAUAUCACUGAAUCGAGGGGAAGGGUGGUGACCGGCAAUAAAAGUCCUGGAUCUCC